AUGUACGUUUGGAGCACUGUCUUCUACUGCAUCUUUUGCAUCAUCAUCGCCGCGGUGCCUUCGCCUGCUGCCGUUGCUGUCGGACGGUUUAUAUCGGGCUCUCUGUCGGCCAUGCCGAGCGUUGUCGUCAAUGGGAGCAUUGAGGAUAUGUUUAAUACAGACACUCGUAUCUGGAUUGUUUUUAUGAACGCCAUUUCCACGAAUAUAGGACUGGCCGGUGGACCGAUUAUGAGUGGUUAUAUUACCACGACUUUGGGGUGGCAAUGGGUGUUUUAUAUUGCAGCCAUUGUGACCGGAGUUCUCGCUGUCCUGAUGCUCACCAUUAAAGAGUCACGACCGACAUUGCUGCUAGCCCGCAAGGUACAGAAACUGCGCGAACAAACAGGAAACAAAUCCCUGGAAGCAUCCAACCCCGACCACGUAUCCGACAUGAAGACUUUUGUGCGCCUUUCGCUGUUUCGACCGCUGCAACUCUUCUUCACCGAGCCCAUCGUCUUUACGGUGGCGUUGAUGAACGGCGCCUGCAUGGCUCUGAUUUACCUCUUCACCGAGGCCCUCCCUAUUAUCUACCCUCUGUUCGGAUUCACAGAAGCACAAGCCAACCUUCCCUUCGUGGCUUUUAGUCUAGGCAUACUUCUUAACAUCCCCGCACGGUUCCUCGAUCGACGACUACGUGCCAAACUACGGAAACAGGGCCACGUCGCCGGACCGGAGAGCAAGCUGAUCGGACUCUUCCUCGGAGCCCCCGUUCUCGCCGGCGCACUGUGGCUCUUUGCAUGGACGAUCCCACCCAUGGUUCCGGACGUACACUGGAUUGUGUCGGUGUUGGCGUUAUUCUUCAUCGGGUUCGCACUUAACGAGUUCACCACCGUCUAUGCGGGCUAUAUCGCGGACAGCUAUUUGAGUUAUGCAGGUAGCGCGCAGGCAGCGUUGAGUAUGCUUCGAUCGCUGAUGGGGGCUUUGUUUCCCCUAUUCACGCCCAAGAUGUUUAAUUCGCUGGGGAACAACGUCGCGGUGUCGGUGUUGGCGGCCGUCGCGACGGUGUUCUGUGUGGCACCAGUGUUGUUUAGUCGGUAUGGUGUUUCGUUGCGGAAGAGAAGUCGGUUUGCGAGUUAUAGUCUGCAGGUGUAUGAGACGAGUACAGUGGAGGAUGGCGGCCGUUAG
This is a messenger RNA of Aspergillus melleus, 1164 nucleotides long. RefSeq lists its product as uncharacterized. The transcript is spliced from 2 exons. NCBI's taxonomy places the organism in Eukaryota, Fungi, Ascomycota, Eurotiomycetes, Eurotiales, Aspergillaceae. Gene Ontology annotation, molecular function: transmembrane transporter activity. Gene Ontology annotation, biological process: transmembrane transport. The record is from RefSeq and is a predicted model, not a curated record. The coding region runs from base 1 to 1164 and encodes 387 amino acids.